CCGAAUAGUAGUCCAGGCGACGUACGUAGAGAAUAAAAGAUUGAACACCAUGCCUUUUGGCUUUACUCUUGAUUCUUAGCAAAGGUGGGUGACUUUACUGGCUGGACAAAUGGGUCAAAUUCGAUCAACUGCGAUUCGUCCCAGAGAAACGCCAAACUGUUGAGGACAAAUUUUUUCAGUACUCGAGAAGAUUUGACACAACUGCGAUUUUCGUUCAUGCAUGAGUAUUUUGAUGGAAGAUUCCAUAUAAUUUCUUAUUCGACUCACAGGCCAGACGAACAAAAACAGUAUAAGCUUUCCAUUUCUAUAUGAGGAACAUUUCAGUUUUGUGAAAUGCCAGUAACCUAGGCAAACCCGGUUGAUGUACUGCCCGGUACGAGGAUAGAACUGUCGUCGUUUACCUUUACGAAAAAUAAGGGGAAAAAGGCCACCAAGUUGAAGAAUUAAGGUGUCAAAAUCUCAAGAACGAGACUGAAGAAUGGCAGCUAGUUUGUCAGCGGAGGAAGAACAGGCUACCAAGGAGUUUCUGGAGGAAAUCAACAAGUGGACCACUCAGCAUGGAGUGUCCCCCCUGUCCUGGGAAGUGGCCGUCAAGUUCCUCAUGGCGCGCAAGUUCGACGUGCUCCGGGCCAUCGAGCUCUUCCACAGCUACAGGGAGACCCGUCUGAAAGAGGGCAUUGUCAAACUACAGCCACAGGAGGAACCUCUGCGCUCAGAACUGCUCAGUGGAAAGUUCACUGUGCUGAGUGUGCGAGACCCAUCAGGCGCCUCCAUAGCCUUGUACACGGCCAAACUCCACCACCCCAACAAGACAGGCAACCAUGUUGUCCUGCAAGCUCUUUUCUACCUCCUGGACCAGGCUGUGGAGAGCUUUGAAACUCAAAGAAACGGCCUGGUGUUCAUUUACGACAUGGCGGGCUCCAACUACACCAACUUUGAGCUGGACCUGAGCAAGAAGAUCCUCAACUUACUCAAGGGGGCGUUCCCUGCCAGGCUGAAGAAAGUGUUGAUAGUGGGUGCCCCUGUCUGGUUCCGCGUGCCCUACAACCUGCUGAGCCUGCUGCUUAAGGAGAAACUCAGGGAGCGGGUCCAGAUGGUCAGAAUGUCUGACCUCUGCCAGCACCUCCCACGGGACUGUCUCCCUGAGCACCUGGGGGGCCUGCUGCCCCUGGAUGCCCACGGCUGGAACCAGCAGCUUCUGGCUGGGCAGAACGGCCGUGUGGACCCCGUGGAUGAGCUGGUUGGCAUCCCCCUGGAGGACUCGUCGGUCCACAACCCUGGGCCUGAGGCCAUGCGUCUGCCUGAGUUCAUGGCCCACCUGGGCAGGCUCCAGCGCUCAGGCAUCCACCUGGAGUAUGAGGAAAUCCGCAAGGAGCAACCACCUGGGACAUUCCAUUGUGCCCUUACUGCAUACAACCAAGAGAGGAAUCGCUAUGGGGAUGUCCUGUGUCUUGACCAAACAAGAGUUCACCUGAAAACCAGAAGAAACGAGAGAUCAGAUUACAUCAAUGCCAGCUUCAUGGACGGCUACAAACAGAAGAAUGCGUACAUCGGUACUCAAGGACCACUGGAGAAAACCUAUGGGGAUUUCUGGAGGAUGGUCUGGGAGCAAAACGUGCUAGUCAUUGUCAUGACAACAAGAGCGGACGAGGGAGGUCGGAAGAAGUGUGGUCAGUACUGGCCUCUGGAGGAAGGUGGCCAGGAGGUGUAUGGUCACAUGGCUGUGGUCAACCAGAGGGUGGACAAUCACUCCCACUACAACCAGACCACCCUGGAGCUGCACAACAUGGAGAAUUGUGAGCAGAGGCAGGUGACCCACUUCCAGUACCUGAGCUGGCCCGACUACGGCGUCCCCACCUCGGCCGUGACGCUCAUUGACUUUCUGGGGGCUGUCAAGAGGCAGCAGAGGCGGUCAGUGAAGACCAUGGGGCCCCAGUGGAGGGGCCACCCCUUGGGACCCCCCAUGGUGGUUCACUGCAGUGCUGGCAUCGGCAGAACAGGUACUUUCUGUGCCCUGGACAUCUGUCUGUCCCAGCUGCAGGAUGUGGGGACGCUCAACGUGUGUCAGACGGUGCGGCGGAUGAGAACGCAGAGGGCCUUCACCAUCCAGACCCCAGACCAGUACUACUUCUGCCACAACGCCAUCCUGGAGCACGCUCAGAGACAGGGCCUGCUCUCAGCCAAUCAGUGAUGCCUGGGGGUCGCCUCAUAGUUCUCACGGCCAAUCUGUGAUGCCCUGGGUGUUGUCGUAGCCUAUCAGUGACCCUUCUCGCAGCCAAUCUGUGAAUCCAGGGGACACUUUGUAGCCAAUCAGCAUGCCCACUUCUAGCAAAUGCCAUCACUUCUUCCCUUUUUAAGAGGCCUUUAAGACCAACUCAUUCCUCCUUCUGACUCUGCCACUUCUGACAGAGCCACAGUUGUGAUGAAAAAUGUUAGAUAGUAAGACAUAAUAACAUACAAGACACAACAACCUGGCAACAAAUGUUGUCAGUUUUGUGUCUUCUGAGGAAGAUUUUGAAUCAUUAUGUGGCCGUUAUGUGUCUAUGCGAGUCUGUCGUUUAGUGUUGUGACACACAUCAUUCGCUUUGGUGUCUUGUGUGAUCCAGAUACUUAGCAGUAACCGAUGACAUGAACUUUGCGUUCAACUUCCUUUUUUAAGAACCUACCACAUCUGUGACCAGUUCAGUGGUCUUUGAGAAGGCCUUUUCUCUUGCUCUCUCCCUCUCUCCAUCCUCUACCUGUGAAAGCAGAGAAGAAUGGUAUUGUAGAAGAAAGUAAUAAUAAGAAUAGUUUUAUUUUUUUCAAUGGUCUUUUGCCUCUUGGUAUUGUCGUUGUGACCUUAGCGAUACAACUAUACUUGGCAUACAAGCAUUGAACCCCUCCUGGGACAUUGAAUCGAAUGGCUACAUGUAGAAGUUGCCCCUGAGAUGCAUGUGGUCUUCUCAUCUUACCCUACCCCAAUCCAAGCCUCAACCAUUGAGUUAAAAUGCAUAGAUGACCUUAAGUUCAACUUUAAGUAAUACUAAACACAUUAAUGUUUUUGUGAGCAGCUGAUAAAGUUGGUAUCUCAAUGCAUUUCCUGCAGAUCUAAUAAUUAAGAGCUGGCCUCCUGACAACACAUGAACCAUCUGCCUUCACUCUGUUAUUGUAAGUCAUUCACAUUGGCUGUUCAAACGUUCCUUGUGAAAAUCUUGUAGUGAUCGUGACAUUAAAUGUUUGGUCGCCGCUGCUUUCACUCAGUAGUUGUUCCGUAUGCUUCAGUUGUGUCGUACGUCUAUUGAGCCGCCUAUGCUGCGAUGGACCUGGUGUAGGAAGGCCAUAACCCUGCUUCCGCUUUAAGACACCAGUCCUAGACCUCACCUCAGUAAAGUGCAAUAGACUUUUAUACACAGCCAUGUUGAAGCACUUUGUGCUUUUAGAGAUUACAGUUCUUGUGUUGGUAAAGUGCAUUUAAAGUGAAAUUACAAUUAUAGGAGAUUGUAUACGUGUGAUAUACAGUGCCUUCAGAAAGUAUUCACACUUAUUUACUUGUUCCACAUUUUGUUACAGCCUGAAUUAAAUAGAUUUUUUUUCUCACCCAUCUACACACAAUACCUCCAUAAUGACAAAGUGAAAACCAUGUUUUUUUAUUACAUUUAUUGAACAUUUAAAUACAGAAAUUGAAUUUAUAUAAGUAUUCACACCCCUGAGUCAAUACUUUGUAGAAGCAUCUUUGGCGGUGAUUACAGCUUUAUGUUUUCUUGGGUAAGUUUAAGAGCUUUGCACACCUGGAUUUUACAAUCUUGGUAAGCAACUCCAGUGUAGAUUUGGCCUUAUAUUUUAGGUAAUUGUCUUGCUGAAAGGUGAAUUUGUCUACCAGUGUCUGUUGGAAAGCAGAGUGAACCAGGUUUUUCUCAAGGAUUUUGCUUAUAGCUGUAUUCUGUUUAUUUUUAGCUUAAACUCCCUAGUCCUUGCCAAUGACUAACAUACCCAUAACAUGAUGCAGCCACCGCCAUGCUUGAAAAUAUGAAGUGGUACUUGUUGAUGUUGGAUUUGCCCCAAACACAAAGUUUUGUAUUCAGGGAAAAAGUGCAUUUCUUUGCCACAUUACUUUAAGUGCCUUGUUGCAAACAAGGUGCAUGUUUUGGAAUUUGCGUCUCCUGUAUGGGCUUCCUUUUCACUCUGUCAUUAGGUUAGUAUUGGGAAAGGGGGAUACCUAGUCAGUUGUACAACUGAAAUGUGUCUUCAUUGUGGAGUAACUACAAUGUUCCAUUCUCAUAUUACAACCAUUAAAUUCUAACUGUUUUAAAACCACCUUUGGCCUCAUGGUCAAAUCCCUGAGCAUUUUCCUUCCUCUCCAGCAAUUGAAUUAGGAAGGACGCCUUUAUCUUUGUAAUGACUGGGUGUAUUGAUACACCGUCCAAAGCCUAAUUAAUAAUUUCACCAUGCUCAGAAGGAUAUUAAGUGUCUGCUUUUUAUAUUUUUACACAUCUACCAAUCAGUGCCCUUUGCAAAACAUUGAAAAACCUGCCUGGUCUUUGUGGUUGAAUCUGUGCUUGAAAUUCACUACUCAAUUGAAGGACCUUACAAUGUAUUAUCUGUAUGUGUGGGGUACAAAGAUGGGGUACUCAUUCAAAACUAAUGUUAACCACUAUUGAACACUGAAUGAUUCCAUGCAACUUGUGAUUUGUAGCACAUUUUACUCCUGAACUUAUUUAGGCUUGCCACAACAAAGGGGUUAAAUACUUAUUGACUCAAGACAUUUCAGCGUUUAAAUGUUUCCACAACCAAAAUUCCACUUUGACAUUUGGGUGUAGAUCAGUGACACAAAUCUUAAUUUAAUCAAAAAACUGUAGGCUGUAACAACAAAAUGUGGAAAAAGUAAAGGGGUGUGAACUCUCUGAAGGCACUGUAGGUACAAUAUAACUUGAUUACUGUUGAUUGGACAUUUGACCUUCAAAAGUAUUCAGACCCCUUUACUUUUUCCACAUUCUGUUAGCUUUAUUCUGAAAUAUAAAAACAAAAUUCAAACCUCAAUCUACACACAAUACCACAUUAUGACAAAGCAAAAACUGGAUUUUAGACCAUUUUUACAAAUGUUUUUUAAAUACCUUAUUUACAUAAGUAUUCAGAACCUUUGCUAUGAGUCUUGAAAAUGAGCUCAGGUGCAUCUUAUUUCCAUUGAUUUAUCCUUGAUGUUUCUACAACUGGGUUGGAUAUGAUUUGGUAAGGCACACACUUGUAUAAGGUCCCACAGUGGACAGUGCAUGUCAGAGCAAAAACGAAGCCAUGAGGUCAAAGGAAUUGUCCGUAGAGCUCUGAGACAGGAUUGUGUCGAGGCACAGAUCUAGGGAAAGGGUACCAAAACAUUUCUGCAGCAUUGAAGUUCCCCAAGAACAGUGGCCUCAUCAUUCUUAAAUUGAAGUUUGGAACCACGAAGACUCUUCCUAGAGCUGGCCGCCUAGCCAAACUGAGCAAUCCAGGAAGAAGGGCCUUGGUCAGGGAGGUGACCAAGAACCUUAUGGUCACUCUGACAGAGCUCCAGUGUUCUUCUGUGGAGAUGGGAGAACCUUCCAUCUCUGCAGAACUCUACCAAGCAGGCCUUUUAUGGUAGUGGGCAAGCCACUCCUCAGUAAAAAGGAGACAAGUCAGGAUCAAGAGAAAGAUGAAUGGAACAAAGUACAGAAGAUCCUUGAUGAAAACCUGCUCCAGAGUGUUUGGGGCCCAGUCUGAGGUCCCAAACGCUCUGGAGCAGGUUAAGGUUUACCUUGCAACAGGACAAAGACCCCAAGACAAUAAAGGAGUGGCUUCUGGACACUCUGAAUGUCCUUGAGUGGCCCAGCAAGAGCCUGGACUUGACCCGAUCGAACAUCUCUGGAGAGGCCUGGAAAUAGCUGUGCAGCGACACUCCCCAUCCAACCUGACAGAGCUUGAGAGGAUCUGCAGAAAAUAAUGGGAGAAACUCCCCAAAUGCAGGUGUGUCAUACCCAAGAAGACUCUGCUGUUGAAGCACCAUUGGCAGAGAUUACAAAGUAUUUAGUAAAGGGUCUGAAUACUUAAGUAAAUGUGAUAUUUCACUUUUUUAUAAAUUUGCAAAAAUGGCUAACCUGUUUUUGCUUUGUCACUGGUGUAUUGUGUUUAGAUUGAUUUAAUCAAAUUUAGAAUAAGGCUGUAACGUAACAAUGUGGAAAAAGUGAAGGGGUCUGAGUAGUUUCCGAAUAUAAUCCAUCUGAACCUGACAUCUUGUCAUGAUUACACGUCGAAUAUUACCGUUCCCAUUGCUGUACAGUGCCUGUGCAUCAUUAUAUGGCAUCUUAUAGUUGGAUGAAAUAAUGUGUUCUUUGCAACUGAAUUCAUAUUGAAUUUGCUUGAAGUGGAGCCUCAUAUAAGUCCGCCAUCCUCGUGCACUCUUAAUUAUUUUAGAAUUAUUACUUUCAAUGACGGACACAAAGUGUGACCAAUAUUAUUUUUCUAUUGUAUUCAACUUUUUCUUACAAGUAUUCAGACUUUAAAAGUAUCUACUUUAAAUUAUAUUCGCAGUUGUAACAUUACUUGUUAUUAGUAUGAUUGAGGACAACUGACUCAAACUAUGCUGUAUGAAAAGCCAACAUUUGUCAUCACAUGUGCAUUUGAAAUGGUUGUCUUAUUACCCAAUUUUUGUUUUGCCAAGUAUUAUGUUUUCCAAUCAAAGGAGAUUGGGAUAUGUCCAAUAACCUUUCAAAGGAAGACCAAAACAGUGUAUUCAGCAUAUUAAAUGAAAAAUUGUGAUUCCCAA
This is a messenger RNA of Oncorhynchus kisutch (coho salmon), 6754 nucleotides long. It is a transcript of the gene ptpn9a, whose product is annotated as protein tyrosine phosphatase non-receptor type 9a. The coding region runs from base 479 to 2191 and encodes 570 amino acids. Gene Ontology annotation, biological process: protein dephosphorylation. Lineage: Eukaryota; Metazoa; Chordata; Actinopteri; Salmoniformes; Salmonidae. The record is from RefSeq and is a predicted model, not a curated record. Gene Ontology annotation, molecular function: protein tyrosine phosphatase activity. The transcript is spliced from 13 exons.